AUGCGGUGGUACUGCGUGUCGCCGGCGCUGCCCAAGGGCGCCCAGUUGCGCGUGCGAACGUCGCCGAGCGCAUCCUCCCCGGAGAGCACAGGCUAUAGACUCAACAUCCAUGACGUGGUGACCGCGGCAUCGCCUCCAUUGAAAGCUCCGUGGCUGCACGUCUCCUGGCAGCACUCGGACGGGUACGUGAUGGCAUCGACGCCCGACGACAUGCCGCUGCUCGUUCCGUGGGAAUCGACAACGCUUGCCAAAGUUGUGUUUGUAUACCCCGAAACGCAGCUGCGCCACCAGUCCACGAACGAGACAGUGUUGCUCGAGCACGACGCUUACCUCGGGGUCCUGACAGAGCUUGUAUCGGGUGACGACGACGACGACGUGUCGUAUGUCGUGAUGUACCAAGGCGAGCCGUACAUUGUCGAGCAAGAGGACGUCGUUGUGAUGGCGGAGCGCAUCCACGCGUCCAUGCAAUUCUCCCUAAACCCAGACCUCCCCGACAACGCGACCGUGGUUGUGCGGCAGUGGCCUCAACGCGAUAGCGACCAAGUGGACGUGCUCACUCAUGGGCAAGCAAUCGCCGGCGAGAUCCGGUCGGAAGACUGGAUCAAGAUACAUGAACACGCAUGGGUGAUGUGGAAGAUGGCGAGCCACAACAACUUGGAGCUGCUGCAACCCGUGCGGCAACGCAGCGACCAAGAUAGCGAUGCAGAAGCGCCCGUUGACGUCGCCACCGGCGACGCGCUAGCAACGGGAGACCGUGCACCCGAGAGCCUCGCAAUGCCAAAUCGUGGAGGCUCCACCGAGUCCAGGCAGUGCUCUUUGCUCAGCGACAACCGUGCGGCGCCACCGCCAGACGACGACAGACCGAUUCGCCAAGCCAAACCAAACACACUACCCAACCUUGUCGACGCCGACCCACCCAUUUCGACCGUCGCCACUGUGCCACGUCAUGCAAUCGAGCGGCGGCCAGCCCUUCCUACCCCGUCGAGUGCGGUGCACGAAGAAGAUCGACCGAUCCAUCCUGUACAGAGUUCCAUGGAGCUAGAUCGACGAUGCAUUCACCCAGCAGCCUCGGACGCGGUCCACGAUUGCGACCGACCGAUUCCUUCAAUGAUCAAGUCUGCGAUCGAUCAUCACGUACUUGGUCCUGCUGCGCUGAACGGGGCGCAUUCGAGCGCACAAGACCGACCGAAUCGAUCGGGACCAUCCCAGCAUUGUUUGAACGAGUUACACGUAGACGAAGGCGAGGGUUUCGCGGGCGGCCGCCGCGACGCCUCUGACGACCGUCCGAUGCACCGCACAACGCCACGGGCUUGGCAUGACCGCCCGAGUCCGCCUCGCAACGAUUAUCCUGUCCGCACGGCAGUGGCGAGGACAUUCCACGACGAGAUGCCGCUUCCGCCGGCCGUAGACGAACGGCGUCUCCAUGUAGCCGUGUCGCCGGCAAUGGAAAUGCCCGUUCGUGCUACUGUGACUGCAGACCGACCUCGUCAUCCUGCACAGCCGUCCGACGCCGCAGCUUCCUCCGUUCUGGACGAACCUGUCCACUUGGCAUGGCCGCAUGCCGUUGGAGAGGACCAAUCGAUCCAGGCAGCGAUACCGACAAACUCCGCUGCCGACCAACCGAUCCAUCCAGCGACCACCGCAGCAACGAAUGGCCAUGCAACCGCUGCCAACUGUCGCUCGAUGCCUUGCGACGGUCCACUUGCCGGGCCCAUGGCGAUCCACAGUCGUGAUGACCCACCGAUGCCAACAUUUUUCGAUCACGACUCGCUUGCCGACCGGCCGACGCGACCGAUUCGUUUCGACAAUGUCAGCGACAACGUAUCUGUCCUCGCAGCGUCGACCACCGACGGCGAUGCAUUCAAAGUCGCCGCUGCUCUGUCCAACAACAAUGACCCGCCCGUCAUGCCUCACGAUGCGCUGUCUGUGCUUGGUGACGAUGCUCCCAUCGACCUGUCCAAGCUCCAGCAGCUUGCGCGGGACCUCUCGGACGUCCACGUAAUGUGGCCACUCCAAAUCGAGCUCUUGGACGCGCUGCACCCGCUCGUCUUGGACGGGAUAUCGUCGCAGGUGUCGGCUUCUCUGACUACCGACGACCAUGCCGCCGUUUGCGCCAUGCUCGAAGCGAAAUUGCAAGCGUCUCUGCACGCCAAAGUUGUGCCUGUGUUUUUGCAGUUGGCUGUGCCGUACCUGUCGUCCACCGCCCAGCGACCGCCGACGAGUUUGCUGCCUGGCCUCCUCCGCCUCUUUCAGGUCAAGGCGGCGCAGGCGAGGCUCGAGCCGUUCUUGGCUGGUUUUCUUGGUCGCUUUCCGAUGGACGAGGUGUGGACUGCAUUCGAGCAAGUGCUGGUCGUAAACUCCGACGACGAACGCGUUGCGCCACUGACUGAAAUGGGCGCUGCACGGCUCUUAGUGUGGUGGAGCGUCACGAUGUGCCCGAUCCCCGCCCCGCCGUCCACCGACGAUUGGACUUACCCGAGUCUGCGGCUUUGCGACGCGUUAGCGCCGUACGCCUCGCAUCGCGCGACAAAAGUUCGUGUGGCUGCUGUGGACAUUUUGGCGUUCUUGGUGCACCACCACUCGACCGGCCGCGAUGCCGCCCCGCCGUCCCAUUUGGAUCAAUGGCUCAGUUUGCAAUCGGACCCUGCAGUCCAAGAGGCAGUGCGACGUCGCAUGCAGUCCACGGACUCUCGUCCGAUGAACGAAGGCCAGCCACCAUCGGUGGUGGCCGCGCCAGUCGUGGGCUCGGACAAGUCUCUUGAGGAGCCGCGUUGUUUGUCGAGCGGGAACCCGCCAAGCUCGACGGACGAUAGCGACAAGGGCAAUGGUGUGGCAACGCUUCUCAAGCGGUCCAGCACGACGCCGCAACGCAAAGCCAAGGAGCGGUUUGCCCAGUGGAAACAAGACCGCCUCGACAACGAGGCGCCGCACGACCCCACGUUUGACGAGUCUAUCGUGGUUGGGGACCGAUUCAAUGGCGGGGGGCACGUUGUUUCGUUCGCCCAGUGGAAGCACCAUGACGACGGAUGCGGCCCCGCGGCCGAGCAAGCGUUGCAAGCCAAAUGCACCCCCCGCGACAAAGCCAAAAGCAAGUUUGCCCAGUGGAAAUGUCAGCAACAGCAGCAGGGUACGUCCACCGCCGCAUGCCCCACGAGCGACGUGGCAGGAACGCCACCGAAACACGACGAUGGCGCUGAGCUUCCACGUGCUCGAGAGGCGGCCUCGCUGGAUACGCCAGCGACGAUCGACGCGCAGCCAACUCGUCAGCACAGCCAAGAACCUGCGACCGAUUUUCGCCACGAUCGCGACCGCACCAUCGAAGCGGAGCCGUCCGCGCGCCAUGACUUGCGUGAAUCGUGCACGGAGCGCGCUGUUGCGACGAGCGAUUCCUCCGACUUGGGAGAUUGCGACUUGGCAGCCGUCGACGCCGCCGCCGACGACUUUCUGGAGCAUUCCCAUGACAUCGUGGCUCGGGUAGAUCGAGUUGUUGUGCCGGUCGCUCCAUCACCGAUCGACGGCGUCAACAAGUCCAAAUGCGCACAGUCGCGGCGCGACAACUCGGUCGAGGUGGGCGACGAGGCGAGUCCGAUGGCCCGCACGGUCGAUCUGGUCCUUCCCGGGGAGCCAGCCGACGUCGAGUCGCCCCGCCACGUCGACGACCCCGAUGGCGCUCUUAUUGACGGCGACGUAAUACCACGUCGUCAUGCGAUCGAUGGACGUAACGAAGUCGCCGACGACGAUGAUAUUGGAAGCGACAGCGUCGAGGAAGUCGAUGAAAACGAUGCGUACCUGACGUCGACGUCGCCGCGCUGUCGCAUGGACGGCCCAGUGCACACUGCCGACCCUCGUGAGGAUGAUGUGGAAGCGGUGGAUGCACCAUCACGCGCCGAGGACGCUUGCGACGUGGCCCGCGCCAUGUACUUUAGCGACGUGAGCGACGAUGAUGACGACGACAUUGCGUUGUUGGGCCACCACAGCGAUGACCAACUCGAUGCCGUCGACGAGUACGCGAUUCUCCAUCAAGAACUACUCGACACACACGUCCAGCUGCAUGACGCGGGGCGGGACGGCGCCGUGAGCGACGAAUUCCACGAGGAGUUUCCCGACGUGGACUUGUGGUGCGUCGAUCACUUGUUCAUGCCCGACCGAAACGUCGACGCGGAGCUCGCUCGAUUACAGCGCACGUGGAGCGGCGACGCGCGGGGGUACUGGGACGCUGUGUUGGAGAGUUCGCCGGCGAUUGUGCUGGCCGCCACCUUCCCGAACGAUCGACACGACCAAGUGGUGUCGUGGCUUGCAAACGAAUCGAUGCCAGAAGAAGAGCUGACGACUACAGACAAGGACGCGAUUGCCGAGUACAGGGCGCGGUGGGAGGCGGCGAGGCAAGCCGUGCUCAAGGACGUGAUGCCGCCAGCCCACGCCGUGCUUCGUCAAAUCCCGACUCCCAUCGCAUCCUCUCCGUCGGACGCGAAAAAGAUCAACACGCCGACGCGACUGCUCCAACGGUCGGUGAGUUCGCGCACGCUGCAGCGGCCAUCGUCGCUGGCAUCGAUGACGUCGCCAGGCCUGGCCACCUCGUCUUCGUUACGCGCACCGUCGAGCAUGCCGUCCAAGGUUGUCCCGCGGACUACGUCGGCCAUGGCGCCUUCGACGCCAAUUUCGGGCAUUCCGGCGACCUCGUCGACGCCAACGAGGCACAGCUCGAUGAUGCGCCCUCCCACCGUGCGAACUCCGCUUGGUCCCUCGCGGCUGCACACGCCGUCAUCGCGGCCGCUUUCCAUCCCCCGCGAAUCCAUUCACUAACUUAUAUACACAUCCCCAACCGAUAUUCGUAUUGGCCCGCCA
Messenger RNA from Aphanomyces invadans, 4845 nucleotides. RefSeq lists its product as hypothetical. The record is from RefSeq and is a predicted model, not a curated record. The transcript is spliced from 2 exons. NCBI's taxonomy places the organism in Eukaryota, Oomycota, Saprolegniomycetes, Saprolegniales, Verrucalvaceae. Bases 1 to 4803 code for a protein of 1600 amino acids.